UCGAGGCCAGUAAGAUCGUGGAGCAGGAGCAGGAGCAGGAGACUAUUGUGACUGGUGACUCUUUUUCAUCUCGCUAUGAACAGAUUCAGUUUUUGGAUCUUCAGAAGAAGUUCAAAAUGAAUACGCUGAACUCAGGGAGUCAAAGAUGUCAAAAAUUGCCAUCCUGCUUGUUAGGUAGCUGACGGCUGAAUGGAGAGCCUUAUAAAUGUUUACAGGUUAAUUUUGUCCAAUGACCUCAAAAUCAAAGGCCCAGAUUGCACCUCUGCCACAGACUGAAAUUUUUGCAUAUUGGGUGCUGUCCUUUGCUUCUCAUCUGUAUUCGUUCUAUCAGUUAUACAGAUUCUCCAAAGAACAUGAAAUAAGUCUGCAAAAGGAAUUCCAACUCGAGCAAGGUUUUAUAAGUUAUUUUAGAGACCCAAAUGACUUUGAGUGGACGUUUUGGACAGACUGGGCAAAGAAAUCUUUAUUAUACAGUUUUUUUGGACAUGGGAUGAUCACAAUACUGACAAGCCUUUUCUUCCCCAAGCUGAAAGUGCCAGCAUCUACAGUGUAUGGCUUCAUAGCAGCCAACAGUGUACUGGGAAUAAAAGGAGUUUCUGUACUUUUGCUUCAUCUUUGCAUCACUUUUUCAGUUGCCCAAAUAAGAAAACCUGCAUUAUGUUGGGCCUCUAGUUUACUCCUGUUGUGCACGCUUCAUUUUCAGCCAUUGCAAGAGAUCCAGAGAGGCUGGUAUGAAACCGAGGAGGAGUACUAUCUCCUUCUUUUCAGUGUUGCUGUGUGUGGUCUGCGAUUUAUCAGCUACAGCCUGGAGCAUUGCUGGUGUCUCACUGAAACUGGUCGCAUAUUGCAGCUCUGUUGGUUGUUUUCGUAUACUUUCUAUCAUCCCUUUUUCUACAAUGGACCCAUUAUUGCUUACAAAGAUUACAUCCAACAGAUAAAAAGACCUGCAGAAGACCUGGGCAGAGAUGGGGCAGUGUAUAAAUUUCUGAUUCUUCGAACAUUGAGAAUUGUACUGUGGUGGGGUAUUGCUGAAUACAUGGUCCAUGCAAUGUAUAUGCACUCAAUUCAGAGCAAUGAGACCUAUUUAGAGAUUCUUCCUCCUUGGGCCCUUGGUGGUCUGGCACUAGCCCUUGUUCAGUUCUUCUAUGUCAAAUAUUUGGUCCUCUUCGGCUUGCCGUCCAUGCUGGCAACGAUGGAUGGACUGAUUCCCCCAAACCUCCCUCGCUGUGUCAGCAUCAUGCAUACUUUCACUGGAAUGUGGAGGCAUUUUGAUGAGGGUCUGUAUCGAUGGCUCAUCAGAUACAUCUAUGUCCCUCUGGGGGGUUCUCACUGUGGUCCCCUUUAUAAAGUCUUAUCCAGUGGUUUGGCGUUUGGAUUUGUCUGUCUGUGGCACGGUGGUCACGACUACUUGCAGUACUGGGCUUUGAUGAACUGGGCUGGUGUGCUGGUGGAGAGUGGAUUGAAGACACUCUUAUCCUCAUCGCUAAUUCACUCUUUCAUUGAGCGGCAUUUUUCCGCAGCCAUGAGGAGACGCGGUGUGGCGCUUCUGUGUGCCUUUUCCACUGCCAUGCUCAUCCUGUCCAAUCUAGUGUUCCUCGGAGGGACCCACGUUGGCAGAAUCUUCUGGAAGCGAGUUUUUAUUCAAGGCUGGUACAACAUUGCACCCCCCAUGCUGGCCUUCCUCUACUGCUUUGCACAGAUUGGACUUGAGCGGACCUCUCCCCAGCAUGAGUCACCUUGACUUUGUUUAACAGUGUAAAUGACUGCCACCGGAUAGAACAACAUGCUGAGUCCAGGAGGCCGUGGUCAGUAGCAGCCAGACUAUGAAUAAUACUGGCUCGUGCCCAUAAAUCUGUUUCUGUUUUUUUUUUUUUCUUUUUGAUUGUUUUGUAAAGGCACACUGCGUAACAUUUUUAGUGGCUGGUCCUGCUCCUGCUUGUCUCCAUGGGGAUGUUAUUGCUUUGCCUGGAAUGUUUAAACACAUUUAUCUAGCAGUGAUUCAUUACUGGUUUCUAUUGCUCAAAAAUACAAUAAUUCUCCAUGUGAUUGAAGUUAUUUGUCUCUCUUGAGAUAGAUAGGUUUAAUCUCUACUGUGGAACAUUCUUGAUAAAGCAAUAACCUCUUCAUGGAGACAAGUAGGUAGCGGACCCUCAACCAGAAAAGGUGUGCAGUGCACCUUUAAAUUGACCAAGUGUGUACAAAAUUACAAGUAUAAUUAAGUAUAUAUGUAUGUAAGCACAGUACAUGUACUCAUAAUUCUACUUCACGUCCAUAAUAUUUUCUUUCUCAAAAUAUUUUAUUUUACCUAUAAUUUCUUGGGCCUCUUUUUAUUCCUUUGAUCGUGCAUCAUUCAUAUGUCGGGUUCUUACCCUGCCUGCUGAAGUAUUUGUGUAUGUUUACUGUAAAAUAAUGCCUCAUCAGUACAUAUUGUGUUAAUCUUGUAUCUUUUGUACAUGGUUAUCCUGUAUUCUUUCACAUAAAGAAACAAUGACACUAAAUAGAUGUUCCCAGUGUGUCCUGUUUCUCAACCUGUGAUAAGAUAUUGCUCACUGAUGCAGACAGCUGGAAAAAUUAUGCUUUCUUAUUUACUAAAGCCCCUUGGCGCCAUCAAUAAAAUGGUUCGUGUUCAAAGAUGGACCACCGUGUAGUAAACGCUAAACAGACCCUAAGGAACUUAAGCAAUCUCAUUAUUCUCUUCAUAAAUGCAGCUGGAAAAGAAAAUUGGCCAAAAAUGUCUACUAACUUUGAGAUUUGAUAAAAGACAAAAUACUUUUAAAAAUCCAAGUCUAAGGCA
Boleophthalmus pectinirostris (great blue-spotted mudskipper) is the source of this 2794-nucleotide messenger RNA. RefSeq names its product hedgehog acyltransferase (gene hhat). Gene Ontology annotation, cellular component: endoplasmic reticulum. Bases 230 to 1741 code for a protein of 503 amino acids. The transcript has 12 exons. The record is from RefSeq and is a predicted model, not a curated record. Gene Ontology annotation, biological process: protein palmitoylation. Gene Ontology annotation, molecular function: palmitoyltransferase activity. NCBI's taxonomy places the organism in Eukaryota, Metazoa, Chordata, Actinopteri, Gobiiformes, Gobiidae.